Messenger RNA from Cucumis sativus (cucumber), 1081 nucleotides. RefSeq names its product probable carbohydrate esterase At4g34215. NCBI's taxonomy places the organism in Eukaryota, Viridiplantae, Streptophyta, Magnoliopsida, Cucurbitales, Cucurbitaceae. The transcript is spliced from 2 exons. The record is from RefSeq and is a predicted model, not a curated record. Bases 85 to 987 code for a protein of 300 amino acids.
AAAAAGGUAAUACUUUGUUUUCAAAUUGUAUAUAAAUUCUUUCAGUUUCCCCCCGGUUUGAUUCACCCACACUCCAACCCAAAAAUGCUCUACUUAUGCCUAUUAUUUCUCACCACCGUCGCCCAAAUCCCCUCCACCUCUCAACAACCAUCGCCACCCACCGACAUUUUCCUCCUCGCCGGACAGAGCAACAUGGCUGGACGAGGCGGUGUCACCAAUAGCACCCUCACUCACCACCCCACCUGGGACGGUGUUGUGCCACCCCAAUGCUCACCAACCCCUUACAUCCUCCGCCUCGCCGCAGAUCUCACUUGGGUUGAAGCUCGCGAGCCACUCCACGCAGACAUCGAUUUUCUCAAGACCAACGGGAUUGGGCCGGGCAUGCCCUUUGCCAACACCAUUCUAAUGGAUAAACCCGGGGGUCGGACGGUAAUCGGUCUGGUACCAUGUGCGAUGGGUGGGACUUCGAUCAAGGAAUGGCAAAAGGGAUCCAAUCUGUACAACCAUUUAUUGAGCAGAGCCGACGCAUCGGUUCUGAGUGGGGGUAAAAUUAAAGCGCUUCUAUGGUAUCAAGGUGAAAGCGAUACUGAAAAUGCAGAAGAUUCGGAGCUAUACGGUGGCAGAUUGAAGAAGUUUUUCACUGGCAUUCGCUCCGAUCUGAAGAUUCCAUUGCUCCCAAUUAUUCAGGUGGGUAUUGCGUCGGGAGAGGGAGAGUAUAAAGAAGGAGUAAGAAGGGGGCAAUUUGGAAUUGAUUUAGUGAACGUGAUGAUCGUGGAUGCAUUGGGGCUUCCAUUGGAACCAGAUGGGCUUCACUUGACCACUACUUCACAAGUUCGAUUGGGCGGGCUUUUGGCUGAUGCGUAUAGGCGAUUUCCAUCACACCCAUUGGCUACUCCCUUAACAAAUGCUGCUCCUAUCUCAAGAAUUUCUACCAUUUUCUUUCCAUUUGUUGGAUUUUUACGUUUUUGUUGCCAUUCUUACGUCUAAUUCUUUUGUAAUCAUCGACUUGCUUUUGCAUCAAUACUAUUAUUGUGAUGAUUCAAAGGUUCAAACGCAAAUGUUUGGUGUCUCUGUUUAUUAA